AUGGCACUGUCCAGGGGCCUGCGGUGCUGCCAGCGGGUCUUCGGCUGGGUUCCCGUCGCCAUCAUCACCCUGGUGGUGCUCUGGUCCUACUACGCCUACGUCUUCGAGCUCUGCUUGGGUGAGGCUGGGCGUGGAGCGCGAGGGGCACGGAUUCUCCCUGGGCGUCAAGCCCCACUGGAAACAGGCGGGCUUCCUCAUGAGUUGUAACCGGGAGGGAAAGGCAAGGGGAGGACGCGCAGACCCCGAGCGCACUUUGCCCCCCCCCCCCGCCCGCAGGGAGGCAGGUGGGCUUCCUCGUGGGUAAACGCCUUGCCUGGGAGUGAGCCCCUCUGAACGCACAGGGGUUUCCCUCUGAGCAAAGGCAGGAAGGGGGCUGCGCGGAUCCUGGGCGCACUUUGUCUCCCAAGGAGUAAGCCUCCUAGGGCACAGGUGGGCUUCCUCCCGGGUAAAUGCGACGCCGCCAGCUCCGCAUCUCCUUCUGAAGGGGUGGCUGAAAACCUCCCUGCGUGCCCUUGCUGGGGUGCAGGCAAGAGUCCACUGCUCGUAAUCGAGGGAGUUUGCGAGGUGAGGCGACCCUGCUGCCUGGGGCAGCAGACCCCAAUUUCGGUCUCUCCCCCCCCCCCCCGCGCCACCUCCCAUGUUCCUGAUGUGGGAUUUCCCCGACCCCCUUCCUCCCUGAUGGGGAAAGGGAAACCACAAUUUUGGGGUCCUCAGGUGCCGAAAUGUCUUGGGCUGGCCCUGAGUCCUUAUACUGUACAGUACUGCGCAGCAAGCCCUAACAGAGGUUUCGUAGUUCAGCGUUGCCCCCUCAAGACACUGAGAGGGUUAUGAGCUCUCAGCAGGAGCGAGGUUGGGACAAGGGACUUCCUGGUUCUCAGUCUUCAGUGGGGUGAAUUCAAACCCAAUGCUUCUCUUUCUCUAGCCUGACCUCUUCCUUUUCUGUUUUUGCUGCGAUCCUGCCACCCUCUUGAGCCAGCCUUGAUUGUGUAUCACAAAAACCUGAGGCAGUUGUAGCAGGGGAGAUAGAGCCUGGUGUGAGGCAGGAGAACAAAGCUACCUAGCUCUGCUAGAGAAGCUGUGGUGUUUCUAUAUAAAAAUAAAAUGGACUUUCUAUAGAAAUGAUAAUCAUGAUUUUUUUAAAAAAGAAACACUACCUUGGUUUGUAACUGGCCAAACCAUCAGUUUCUGUCAAUGGUCAACAUGCUUAUUUAUCACUCAUCCAAAACAGAUCAAACAUAUUUACCAUCAAGUCAUAAUACUGCAGAUUAUACUUCAGCUUGCAUUCUGUUGACUUUGUUUUUAUCACCCCUUCGGAUUAUGUUACAGUAAUUGAUUUGUGAAUGAAAUGGUUGGCAUUAUAAUUAUGAUAAUAUGAUGGGGAUAAUAAUAAGUCAGAUUUGGAAAUGGUUUGUCAUUGGGAAUGGGGUUAGCGGGGAGGGGAAACGAGCCUGCUUAGAGGGAGGCUUGUGUUGGAAUUGGGUGAAAGCAAAGCUAGUGAUUUGAUGCUAAAUGGAGGAGAAAUAACCAGUAAGCUUCAAGGCCAAGAAUUUGGCUCCAGGUCUCCCUGGGCAAAGUCCAGCACAGUGGCUGUGCUGUACCACUCUGAUAACAUGCCUGCCUGCCACACCAGUUUAAAGUACAGAGCUAGUAGUUUCCAACAAUCCAAGGUGAGAGAAGGGAGAAUAUAUUGAUGCUCAUUCCCUCUCCUACCAACAUGAACUAGCUGGCCUUUGGUCUAAUACAGCAGGGAUUUUCUUACAUUAUUAGGGUGGAAAGGAUGAUGUUUGGGAGGGUUGGUGCUCUUUUUGUGGUGAGGAAGGGAGGGAAAAUUUAUAUAUUUCCUUCCAAGAUUAUGCAUAUAGCAUAGGAAGUAACAUACAGAAAUGAUAUGCACUCAGGAAUGCACUGUAAUGCAAAGCCUUCAUCAGGACUUUCUUGGUUGUGGUCAUUUCCCUGUGGAAGAGCCUUCACAGAGAAGCCCACCAAUGCCUCUUAUUACAGUGGUACCUCGGGUUACGUACUUAAUUCGUUCUGGAGGUCUGUUCUUAACCUGAAACUGUUCUUAACCUGAAUCACCACUUUAGCUAAUGGGGCCUUCCGCUGCUGCCGCGCCACCACUGCAUGAUUUCUGUUCUCAUCCUGAAGCAAAGUUCUUAACCUGAAGCACUAUUUCUGGGUUAGCGGAGUCUGUAACCUGAAGCAUAUGUAACCUGAAGCGUAUGUAACUUGAGGUACCACUGUAUAGGUCUUUUGGUUGACAUUUGGGUAAAUUGGCAUGAUUGCUGUACUGAUUUUACUGACUCUCAUUAUGGUUUUAUCACAUUUUUGUCAGCCAGACAGGGGAGACAUCAGAUACAUUUCAAAAUAAAUAAAACACAUGCCUUUUAAAGCAGGAGUAGUUGCACAUGACCAGUCAAGGCAGCUGCUUAAGGCCCAAACUACUGCCAGUCACCUGUAGUUCUUUCCUGCACCCACCCUUUUCCAAAAGCAUUCAGGCCAGAUUCUGUCUUGAGCAAGGAGAUGUGAGAGGCUGCUUUCACUUCUGGAGAUCAUGCUGCUUGGUAUUGCCCCCUCCCCAGCACACAUGUUUACUUGUAGAAGAAACUUCUUUGUUUUCCCCAGUCUAGUCCUCACAGCUCUCCCACAGCUGCAUAUGUUAUUUUGUUGUUUAUGUUGCUUUUCUAAGGAAGAUAAAAUGUGAGUAAAUAUACGUGAGCAUCAGAUAUAGGCUGAGCCUCCAUCUUAUUGAAUCAGCUCACAUUACCUCCACUUGUGAAUUCUUGUUUAAGAAUAAACAGAUCAGCAUUUUUAGCACAGAUUGUCCUUUAGCUUGUGCCAAUGCAUUCACAAAAUCAGUAUAUACAUCACUGAGGACUUCUCCAUGAUGAAGCUGGCACAUGCAGAGGGGAAAUUCACAUCUUUCCCCCCCUCUGGAGCUAAUAAAGCAGGCGGAAGUAAAAAUUUAAAUCCUGAUAGCUGAUUUAUCAACAACAGUACUGUACUGGUCUUUGAUCUGCCUUGCUGGUAAUACUGCCCACUGAAGUGUCUUCUUGGAUCCUUUUCUGAAGUAGGUGAGAAAUAGGCGUGGCACAUACCUUUCCAGAGCAUUGUUGACUUGGUGAAGGUAUGUGGAUUUUGCAGGGGGUGGGGGAGUUGUGUGUGUGUCAAACAUCUCAAAGUGAGAUGUUCCAGGUGCUUACCCAGGUUCUGUUUCCUUGGAAUGAAGGUCAGCAAAGACUGUGGUGUCUUUCAGAUAUAUUUAUUUACAGAUGUAUACAACCUGAAUAUAGGACUGAGGGCCUCACAGGAUUAACACCCCAAUAGAUCUUGCUUCUCCACUAGUUGCAGUCGCAGACCCCUGUGUCUGUGUCUCCUUCCAGCUCUGUCCUCAAUAUAAUACAGUGGUACCUUGGGAUGCGAACGGGAUCUGUUCCGGAGGCCCAUCCUGAAUAGAAUGUAAGACGCGACUGCGCGGGUUGCGUUUCGCCGCUACCGCGCAUGCGCGUGAUGUCAUUUUGACCGUCUGCUCAUGCGCAAGCGGCAAAACCUGGAAGUAACUCGCUCCAUUACUUCCAGGUCGCCACGGAGCGCAACCCGAAAAUACUUAUCCUGAAGUGUAUUUAUCCCAAGGUAUGACUGUAUUCUAGCUAUUGUUCUCCUAUCUAACAGGAGGGGGUGUGGAGGAAAGGCCCCACCCAUUACAUUAUUGUCUUACAGAGAAACUUGUCUGGCCAACCUCCUCCAUUAGAUUAUAACCCUCACUGGUUAUUGUCCCCCACGAAUUGGAAGGGACUCAGUGCAUCAUCCAGACUGAGCUCCCCAAACCUACAACAUAAUUAAGAAGAGGCAAGCACAUCAGUAGGUAAUUAUGGAAAUGCGCAGAAAUCCUUCCUCUCCCCUAUUUUCUGAGCCUCUAGCAGAGUCUGCUUAGACAUUGUCAAGAUUUUCUCCACAGCUGUAAGAGCUAGCAGUCUUCUUCAACAGAGCAUAGGGUUUUCUGAGCUGGGGUUCAUGCAUAGAUUUGGAACCAUUUGGUCUGCUGUGAAUCAAGACUUGGGCCGGUUAACCCUUGCUGGAAUUAGUGAUUACCGAGGAUGUAUAGCUGCAGCCCAAAUCACCUGCCUGGCUUGUAAAUAAAAAAAAAAGUGUGUGCUGUGAUAUUGUGCUGCUGUGAGUGUCCCCAACCCACCUCAGCUUCAGUUCUUAGGCUGUCAUUUGCAAGGCUGAGAAACUAGAAGCACAGUACAGUGGUACCUCGGGUUAAGAACUUAAUUCAUUCUGGAGGUCCAUUCUUAACCUGAAACUGUUCUUAACCUGAAGCACCACUUUAGCUAAUGGGGCCUCCCACUGCUGCCGCACGAUUUCUGUUCUCAUCCUGAAGCAAAGUUCUCAACCCGAGGUACUAUUUCUGGGUUAGUGGAGUCUGUAACCUGAUGCAGCUGUAACCUGAAGCGUCUGUAAUCCGAGGUACCACUGUAAUGACUGUUGAUGGGAAGGGGAGGGAAGGCACAUGGUGGCAGCUUUUGGCAGCAGCCAUACAUCCUAUUUGUUUACUAGUAAUAAUUGUUUAAUUUGUGGUGUUGUGGAAAUUGAGGGCUGCCUAUAGGAUAGCUUCCUUCAACCUGGUGCCCUCUAGAUCAGGGAUGUCAAACUCAAAUUCAUCGGGGGCCGCAUCAGCAGUUUGGUCACCCUCAAAGGGCCGGUUGUAUCUGUAGGACUAUGUGUCCACUCUUUAUUAUCAUAAAUUAUUGUCACUGCAUUCAAUUAUUACUGUUUUUUGUAAUAAUGUAAGUAAUAACUAGCUCUGAAAGCAGAAACAUAGAAUAAUGGCAAGUAGAUAUUCAAAUGUACAAUUAUUGUACAAUUUAUUGAAAAAUGAUUUUUGGUAACAGACAGUAAUUAUUUUUUUUAAAACAUACAAAUAUUGCCAAACACUGUUUAUUACACAUAUGGCAAACACAAGGCAUUAACUUUUUUUUAACUUUUCUGACUAGAUGGCUGACAUCGUUUUCCUGAGGUCAGUCCAUCGAUGUCUGGCAUUAGGUCUUGUGCUGUAGCAAUCCACAAAACAGCAUGGAGGUUAUCAUCAGUGAUACGUGAUCUGAGCUUUGUUUUGUUUCUUUAGCCACAAGAUAGCUGGCUUUCACUGCUGCAUCAUUUUUUGCUGUCAUUUUUGCAAAAAUAUUCCGUUGAGAAUGCAGGCUACCUUUUAAUUCUUGGACCUUUUGUUGCUUUUCCUGGUGGCUAAGGUUAGCAAAUUUGGCUCCAUGUUUGGUCUCAAAGUGCCGGCGUAAAUUGUAUUCCUUCAUCACUGCCACUGCUUCAUAGCAAAUAAGACAUACCAGCUUGUCUCCAUUAAUCACAAACAUGUAUUCACUUUCCCAUCUCUCCUGAAAUUGCCUUCCCUCUGCAUCAACUUUUCUUUUCUUGGACAUUUUUGGGUUAUUUGAUUGUAGUUUAUGGUCCCUAUACCACUGUAAAGUGACACGGAAGUGGUCGGUAUAUCCAUAGUUUACCGCUCAGACUUUUAAGCAGUAUAAUAAGCAGACCCUCCCCUAAUAAGCAGAUCCCCUUCCCCCCCACAUACAUCAUAUGUACUUACAGUACAGGAGAGAAGGGUUCAGGCAGCCGUUGGAUCUGUCACAUCACAGGAUGGCAUGCGCUCAAUAUAAAAACAAGUGGAGGUUUCCUGAAUGCAUGUAAAGUGGAGGUUUCCUGUGUAGAACAGCCGGCACCGCUAGAGGGCAGACGUUCUCUGGCUUGUAGGCUGCCGUGCAUGCGCUGAAGAGGCGCCUUUCUUGUGUAAAAAAAAAAAAAAAAGCAAGAAUAAAAGGUGAAGGCUGGUGGCAGGCGGCGGCUACACGGGCCACAUGAUGAGGUCUGGCGGGCCGGAUUCGGCCCGCGGGCCUUGUGUUUGACACCCGUGCUCUAGAUGUUUUGGAUUACAACUUCCAUAAACUGCAUCCAGGAUAGUGGAGGUCACCAAAUUGGUGAAGGCUUUCACAGGAGUGUCUUUCGUCAAGAAAAUCAGUAGGGCUCAACAAGUACAUAGCAUGGUGUACUUGUUGAGCUCUGUUGAUGGAAUCUUAUUUGUUUCAGUUGUUCAUGCAGUGCAUAGUUAAACUCACUCUAAUGUGUGUGUAUGUGUGCAGCUACAUGUCUGUUACUUUUGAGUGGAUUUGAUACCAUGGAUGGUGUAACGUAGAACCUAAUGUCACAAUUACCAUGUGAUAGUCUUUAAGAUACCUCAGGGCUCCCUGAUUUUUAAAAAACAUAAAUGAUUAAAAUUUACAGUGAGACCUGCUUGGCGCUGACAUUGUUUCUGCUGCUGCGUUAAAAUGUUUCUGUACACUCAGGCAUUUUACAGUAUGUAAUGGGCUGUUUUUCUGAUCCUUAGCUCUUGUUGUGUUUGGUUAAUUGCAUAUUCUGCCAGUUUUGAUCUUGUAAUUUUUGAGAGAUGGGGUUGUUUUUAGUAAAAUAUGCAUUCAUUCAUUCAUUCUUUGGCUUUAAGCUUUGUAUAUUGUAUAUGUUUUGUAUUUCUGUGAGUUGCCUUGGGUUGUUUUGAGAAAGGAUCGUGACAAUAAUACAUUUGUGGAAUUUGUCUCACCGAAGCAGAAGAUCAGAUGCUUUGUAUUCUGGAUGAGCCAUCUACUUCUGUGCUAUAGAGAGGCAUUCUUCAUUGUGAGAUGGAGAUAUGGAAGUUACAGAUAAUUCACUCCUAGCAAUGGUUUGUUGUUUUGCUUCAGUUACUUAACACCUCCAGUAGACCUACACCUUCAACAAUGUCUGUAGCUAGGAUGCCAUUGAAAUUCAGAUCCACAUUAGUAAAUUGCUGCUUACAUUCUGCAGCCACCCCUUCCAUCUGGGUGCCUUGCAGUUUGUAACUCUAUCAAAGCAGGUCACUUUCAACUCCCUGUAGCAUCUCAUCAGGAAGGGCUCCCAUCCCCCAUAGUCACACCUGUCUCACUCAUUCUGCUUGCAGCUACUUCAUUUCAUUAAAUCAGUGGUUAGAAUAAUAGAUUCAUAGAAUUGUAGAGUUGUAAGGGACACUGGGGGGCAUCUAGUCCAACCCCCUGCAAUGCAGGAAUCUCAACUAGAUCAUACAUGAUAGACGGCCAUCCAACCUCUGCUUAAAAACCUCGAAGAAUAGAGAGUCCACCUCUCCUGGGAACCAGUUCCACAGCAAACAGCUCUUACUUUCAGAAAGUUCCUCCUGGUGUUUAGUCAGAAUCUCCUUUCUUGUAACUUGAAGCCAUUGGUUCAGGUCCUACCCUCUGGAGCAAGAAAAAACAAGCUUGUGACAGCCCUUUAUAUAUUUGAAGUUGGCUAUUCUAUCUUCUUCAUUCUCUUUUCCAGGCUGAACAUACCCAUUUCCCUCAAAUGUUCCUCAUAAGGCUUCAUGUCCAGACCCUUGAUAAUCCAGGUCACCCUACUCUGCACACAUUCCAUCUUGCCAAUAUCCUUCUUAAAUGAUGGUGCCCAGAACUGGACCCAGGACUCCAGGUGUGGUCUGACCAAGUCAUAAGAGAGUGGUACUGUUUUCUUGAUCAGGACACUAUACUUCUGUUGAUGCAGCCUAAAAUAGCAUUAGCUUUUUUUGCUGCUGCAUCACACUGUUGACUCAUAGAAUCAUAGAAUCGUAGAGUUGGAAGGGACCCAGAGGAUCAUCUAGUCCAACCCCCUGCAAUGCAGGAAUAUGCAGCUGUCCCAUACAUUAAGCUUGUGGUCUACUAAGACCCCAAGAAGCUUUUCACAUAUACUACUGGCAAGCCAGGUGUCACCCAUUUUAUAUUUGUGCAACUGCUUCUUCCUGCCUAUGUGUAGAACCUGACAUAAGUUCCUAUUUAAAUUCAUAAUGUUAUUUUGGACCCAGUUCUCUAAUCUGUUACGGUCAUAUGGAAUCCCGAUUCUGUGUUCUGCAUCGUUAUCUACCCCUCCCAGUUUGGUGUCACCUGCAGACUUGAUUAGCGUUCUCUCAGUACCUUCAUCCAAGUCAUUUAUAAAUAUGUUGAACAACAAUGGGCCCAGGACAGAACCCAGCAGUACCCCACUUGUCGCUUUUUUUCCCAGGAUGAGAAGGAACCACUAGUGAGCACUCUUUGGGUUUGGUCAGUUAACCAGCUACAAAUCCACCUGUUAUCUCGUUCAGUUCACAGUUUGUCAGUUCCAAGUUUUAUGGAAGAAUAUCAUGGGGGACUUUUUAAAAGCCUUACAGAAAUUAGAAUACACUAUGCUCACAGCAUUCCCCUGAUCCACCAAGUUUGUAACUCUGUCAAAAGAAAAAAGAGAUGAGAUUGGUCUGGCAUAACUUAUUGAUAAGAAACCCAUGCUUGAGCUUAGUAAUCACAGCAUCUUUUUCUAAAUGCUCACAGACCAAUUGUUUAAUUAUCUAUACUAGGAGCUUUCCUGGUAUCAAUCUUAAGCUGAUCGGUUGAUCAUUUCCUGGGUCAUCUUGUUUCCUUUUUUGAAGAUGUAGACAAUAUUUGCCCACUUCCAAUCUGCAGGGACCUCACUUUUUCUCCAUGAAUUCUCAAAAAUUAUAGAUAGAGGCUCUGAGAUUACAUCUGCAGACUCCUUUAGUACCCUUAGGUGCAGCUCAUAAGGUUCUGCUGCUCCAUCUGUUACUGGCAUUGCUACUGGAGCAUAUUGUCAAACAGCUGACCUUGCUGCUCCAGUAGCUGCUGGUGGUGGUGCUGGAGCAUCAACCUGAACUGCUGCAAGAAUCUUGCUGUUCCUCCAUUUCCACUUAGACACACCUUGCUCACGGGACCUCUUCCAGGAAACAUGAACCCCACUAUUGACACCAGUGUUGCAUGCCACCCCAAUCUCUAAGUGGUGCAAGAUUUCAGGGGUUCCAAGCACUUACCCAGAAUUCAUGUUUCCUUUUGGAAAUAAGACACAGUGGAUUCUGGUGUCUUUAUUAUAUGUGGUUUAUUUACACAUGCAUACAACUUGAGCCUACAAUGGAAGAGUUUGCAGCAUUAACACCCCAAGAAGAUACUUCUUCUCCCAUAGCCACAGCCUUGGGAUUCCAACAGAAAUCAGACUUGGCUCUCUCUCUCUCUCUGCCUUUCCAGCCUGCAGCUUUUGCAUCCAGCUUCUAGCUCACAUCACUCAACUCUCAACUGUGGCCUUUUGUCUUUCUAACUGAUAGGCAGUUGAAGAUGGGAGGCCCACCCAUUUGUUCUCUGACACAGAGCCACUUCCUUUGUUCCUUUAAUGACCCAUACUUAGUGGGUCUCACAUGCAGCCUACUUCCUCCCCUCUAAAAAAACAUAAAUGAAUCUAAGUAGAAGAUGAGAACGUGAAAUUUCCUGUGGAGAAAGACACAUGCAACUGAUUAAAACAAGGAUUUGGUUAUUUUCUCCUUGCAGAUGGGAGCAGAAUACAGCUUCUUCUGUAGUACAGGGUUGAUUAUUCGGCCAGUGAGGUGAGGUUAUUCAGAGAGUUCAUUUGUACUGUAAGUAAAUAAAUCCUGAGUAGCUGCACCCAGUGUGAAAAGCAAACAGGCUGCAUGCAGAGGCCUGCCAGGUGUUUAAAGACACAUCUUAAAACAUACACAUCUGUACAAUGUAAAGUAUUUAUAGCAAUUGAUUCCUCUGCCUCCCAGAUCCCCAGUUUUUGUACAAUUUAGUUUGCUCUAAAUGUCACACAUUUCUCUAGAUUAGGGUAAAUUAUUUUAAUUAAAUUGCCUGAAUUGACUGAACGGACCAGGAUGAUCUUGGCUCUUCUCCUGUCGCAGCAGCGUGUGAUCAGUUUCAGACAUGUCAACAGUGUAGGGUCCUCUCUGACUCAUCCCCCUUUGUCUUCCGCUCCCUAGUAGACGGACAGGAGCUGGAAAUCAAUGUGGCAUCGAUGCUCUCUAUUCCAGGGGGAAUAUAGCAUCACAUUAAUAUUGCAACCCCUGCUGGAGAAUUUGGAUAAAAAUCCAGGCUCCAGAGGGGCUUUGUUCGAGCAGCCAGCUUGCGGAUGCUGCCACAGCAUGAGAAUGAGAGCGGGCGGAUGUGUUGCCGGCUGGAGUAUUAUGCCAUGUCAGGAAGGAGGGGAAAGAACAAGCAUUCUCACUCAAGCCGACUUUUGGGGUUGAUGGCGCCAAGUGAGGUCCUGCUGGGAAAGUCAGCAUGAGGCUCAGGAAGACUCUAAUCAGCCCUCUAGUAAGGCAGGAGCUGCCUCAGCUGCCCAGAUUUCUCAAAGGAAGGACAAAGCUUUCCUACAGCACACCCUGAGAGUGGCCAGAAUUAAAACAGCUUGGAAACAUAGUUCUGCAUCUGUUCUUGUUUUGUGUUUUAAGAAAAAAGAAAAACGAGGAAACAGUGUGAACUAAAACAGGUUUUGGAUCGUAGGAACACAGCACUUCCUCCUCACACCCAUUUUAUGGCAGGGCUCAGGCUUACGCAGAAAUAAUUCAGGUUUGCCUAGAGACAGGAACAUCCAUUUAAUCUAGCUGCCAGCAAUGUUUAUACAGAGAUAAUGUAAAAGAGUGAUGUUUUCCAUAUGGAGCAAGAGACGUGUGCAAGUACCUGAGCAUAAGGACAUCAGAAGAGCCCUCCUGGAUCAGACCAAAGGCCCAUCUAAUCCAGGAUGCUGUUCUUGUGGUAGCCAAUCAGGUUACCUGAGAAUCCUGUAAGAGGGACCUUAGCACAACUCUCUCCACUUUCAGUUCCCAGGAACUGAUAUUACCUCCAGUACUAAAGACAUUACACGGCCCUCACAACUAUCAGCCACUGAUAGCCUCAUUCCCCAUGAACCUGUCCAACCCACUCUUAAAGUCAUCUAAGUUGCUGUGCAUCACUAUGCACUGUGACAGUGAGUUCCACAGUUUAAGUACACACUUUGUGAAGAAGUCCUUCCUUUUAGUCUCUCUUUAAUCUUCCCAAAUUCAGCUUUGUUGAAUGACCCUUUAUUCUAUUGUAAUGCAAGAAGGACAAAAGCUUUUUCCUCUCUACUUUCUCCAUACCAUGCACCAUUUUCUGUGCCCUCCCCUCCCCUCCCCACCAUUAGUUGCCUUUUCUGAACUGAGCCGCCAGAUCCCUCUCCUCCAGCAGCUCAACAGGGUGCAAAAAAGCCCUCUCCGCCAGGAACCCCACUUGACAACAUAAGCUUGAAAAGCCAUCAGGAAUGGCAUUUUAAAAUGACAUAUAACCUGCUUGACUUCCUGCCUGACCCUUGCAGCAUCUUUUAUUGAAUCCUGCCAUCUUUCAUUAAGAGCUUCUGAGAAGUGUAACUCUGACCAACAGGGCCUAGAAUUAUUUCAGGGAAAGAAUGAAUGUGCUUUAAAGGUAAAGUUUGUACGCAGAACGCAGAACUGUGCUUCAAUUAUGAAAGCAACCCUAGGAGCAAAAGAUGUGUGCAGCUAUAACCUGAAAAGAAGGAUGUGCACACUUCCAGUUGUGAUUGCUGCUGUGUAAAGAGUGCAUUGAGAUCUCCUUCAGAUAUGUAUAUGCAUAUAUUCUAACAUGGCAUGAGAACAUCCUUGAAGCACAGUAUAUAUAUAUUUUUUAAAAUAAUAUUUAUUAAAAGUUUCAGAAUUACAGAAAAAAAGAAAAAAUAGGAAACAACACUACAAUACAUAAAAAGAAUAAGAAAAAAAAGCAUAAAAACCAAUACAACAAUACAGCAAAAUAAAUAAAAAACACAAAAAAGACACAAAUCCCAUGUUACAUAUCUUAUUUGCUUGUUUCAUUGACCUCCUCACACCUCCCUUUUUGUAUUCUAGUUUAGUUAGUUAUUUCAGCAAAUUCUUUCCAUCUUUCUCAAUUUUUAUUGAAUAAUUUAUCUUAACAAUUUAACCUAUUAAUUAACUCAACAAAUCCUUUCCAUCUUUCCCCAUAUUCUGUUAUUCAAAUUGCCUUAAUUUAUUUAACCUUAUCUUACCGUAAAAUACCUUAGAGCUUGAAACUUAAUACUCAAUUAUACAUAACUCCUUAUAUCAUUUCUACUAAAGCCAUAUAGUUUCAUUCCAACAUUUUCCCUAAUAUUCAUUAAUUUUAGGCUAAUUCCCUAAAUAAAAAUUUUUCUUUAUAAUUUUUCUUCCAAUCUUCAUCCAGCAUCUCUUCUUCCUGGUCUCGGGUCAUGUCAGUCCUUACUGUCCAUUCCAUCUAGUCCAUCAACCCGGUAAUCUUAUAUCCGAGGCUCUUAAGUCUCUUCCAUGUCCCUUCUGCAGAUCUCCUUCUUCUUGUUUAUACCUGCACUUUUCCUUGUCUUUUGUUGGUCUCUUUCUUAAUUUCUUUCCUUUCUCAUUGAGGAGUAGGUCUCUGGGAAGUUCCAGCCCAAGAUUAUCUCCAUCUCCCUUCAUCAAACCAGCCCAUUCCCCACAGUCCCACUCCCCACAGUCAUCAAUGUAAUCCAAAAAAUAUUUAAAAGCAUAUUUCAAAGUCCCUCCGAAGUUAAGAACCUCCUCAGCUCCAGACUCCCCCUGACCCACUCCAACUUCAAUCUUCAAAGACAGCGGCUUAUGCUCCUGCAGGGCCUCGGAUCUCUCCAUUUGUAUUAUUUGAGGUGCAACCGCAACCUCCUCCAUUAUCUUCUGCACUUGCCCCAUCAAUACAGGUUCCUGAGUUGGUCCCUGAAUGGUUUCUGUAUCAAUAUUCCCUGUUUGUCCACAGUUAUUGACCACAACAGUCAUCAAAUCCAUUUUCUCAUUCAUCAGAUCCAUCUUCUCAUGCAUCUGUUCCAACAAAGCACUUGUCUUGCAUAAAGCAAGCACCAAAACUUCCUCCCAGCUCAUUUUUAUUCGAGGUCAAAAGGACUGGUCCCACGAUCUUAAUCUCACAGCUGUAGAGUCCUCAAGUAGACUGCAGCAACAAUUUAACAAGCUCCCUCUAGAGGAGACAAUUUCUAUUUGUAUCCAUCUUUUUAAGGCAAGUCCAACAAAGGAAAAUUACUUUCAUUUUUCAGAUAUUUUGUUUCUUUAGAAUGCAAAAGGCAACAUUGGAAUCAGUUUAUUUCUCUUCUUUAGCUAUCUGUCAAAGUAUUCCAUUCACAGUCAGUGAACCUCUCCAACAAUUUCUGUCUCUGACCCCCGUUCCCAGGUUUGAGACAGUGGAAGCUUAUCUUUCUUCACUCCCUCUCCUGCAGGCUUAAACAAAGAUCCCCCCCCCUUUUCUCCUGCUUCCAAGGGGGUUUUAGUGGUUAUAAAUGAAGGAAAUUUAGACUUUUUUAACGACUUUCCGGACUUUAGCUUACAAGGUUUUUGCUUCAGUCUAUGUACAAAAAGCGGAAGGCGGACUUCCUGUUUGAACCUUCCCGCUUCGGUGCCAAAUUAGGGUAUUUCUUGAUCCAAUUUUCCGUUUCUACUCACGGGUACUUGUUUUAAAUCCAGUUGUCCACAGGAAAAAGUCAGCGCUCUCCGGCAGUGGCUGUGCGGCUUCACUCCGUGAAAGUAGCAAUCAGUUCACAGCACCGCGCCGCUCACCCCACUUCACUCCGGAACCCCGAAAUGGGGUUCCCCGUGAGUAGGGGAGGCGCUCCUGGUGCCCUGCCGAACCCCACGUUCCCAGGCUUCCUCCGCCUGGGAUUUCUAGCGGGUCCCCACCUUCGCCGCGGCGGGAAGACCCAGUUUCCACGGAGCCAGUUCCUCCAGUCGGAGGAACUCCGCCAUUCGCCGAUGGCGCUAACCCGGAAGCACAGUAUAACAUCCAUGCCAGAUUCUGUGAUAGUUCCAAAUUCUUUAUCUGUGUGUCUAUGUAAUCACAGAAAAGUACCUCCCUUGCUAAUAGCAAAGUCUUAAGAGUAUAAGUUUAAAACUAGAAGUCAUGGACAUCCAGUGAAGCUGAAGGUUUGGAGAUUCAGGACAGAUAAAAUGAAGAACUUCUUCACACAACACAUAGUUAAACUAUAGAACUCGCUCUCACAAGAGGCAGUUUCCCACAGGCAUUUGAGUGGUCACUGUGAGACUGGACUGGGCUAGAUGGGCUAUUGGCUUGAUCCUGUAGGCUUUUUUUAUGCUCUUAAGUUGACCUGUGGUGGAUGAAUAUUGCCUCAUUGUUCACAGUUCGGGGCAGUUGUGGAAGGAAGACAAAACCAGCAGUUGUGUGUAUGGCUCUGAGGGCAGGAAUACAUGUCUGGGACUGUAUGUGGGAUCCUCAUUCCCUGGUGAGUGGUUAUAGUGGUAGCGGGAGUAUGUGAUUUGAAUGGGAGAAGACACACAUACGGACAGGUGGCUCAACAAAGAAUCUCGUGACACCUAAAAGAAUUAUGGUAGCAUAAGAGUUAGUGAGCUUUAGUCCACCUCAUCAUAUGCAUGAAGUAUUAUCCUGAAUUGCAGUUAUGUAUUUUUGCAUGAAUUCAGAUUUCCAAGUGGUGAGAGACUCAUGGGAUUCCAGCACUAACCCAGACACUGGUUUCCUUGGAAUGAGUCAAUGGAGAUGGUGAUGUCUUUAGAAUACAGUCAUACCUCGGGUUGAAUGUGCUUCGGGAUGAGCGCGUUCAAGUUGCACUCCGCGGCAACCCGGAAGUAAUGGAGCGCGUUACUUCUGGGUUUCGCCACUUGCGCAUGCGCAGACGCUCAAAAUGGCGUCAUGCGCAGAAGCGGCAAAAAGCGACACGCGCAGACAUGCCAUCACUGGUUACGUUUGUUUCUAGAUGCGAACGGGGCUCCAGAAUGGAUCCCGUUCACAUCUAGAGCUACCACUGUACAGUGGUGCCUCGCAAGACGAAAAGAAUCCGUUCCGCGAGUCUCUUCGUCUUGCGGGUUUUUUCGUCUUGCGAAGCAAGCCCAUUAGCAGUUUAGCGGAUUAGCGCUACAGUAUUAGCGGGCUUAGCAGAUCAGCUGAUAAGCGCCUUAGCGAUCAGCUGUUAAGCAGCUUAACGAUCAGCUGAUAAGCGGCUUAAGGAUCAGCUGAUAAGCGGCUUAGCGAUCAGCUGUUAAGUGGCUUAGCCGAUCAGCUGAUAAGCGGUUUAGCGGCUUGGGACAAGGGGGGGGGAGGACAAAUCCCCGCAGGAACUCGCAAGGCCUUUUCGUCUUGCGAAGCCAGCACAUAGGAAAUUCGUUUUGCGAAGCACCUCCAAAACGGAAAACCCUUUCGUCUAGCGGGUUUUCCGUCUUGCGAGGCAUUCGUCUUGCGGGGCACCACUGUAUAUGGUUUUAUUUACCCAUACAUGCCACCUGCACAUAGGAUGGAAGGGCUCACAGCAUUAACAGCCCAACAGAUCUUGCUUCCCCAUUCUGGUCCCAGGGAGAUUCUCAAGCUCAUAAUUUGGAUCCAGCACAAAGCAGAUAUGUCUCUCUGUGUCCAGCUUGUUAGAAUCAGCCAGAUCUUACCCUCAAAACCUCUUGUUCUUCCACUUUACAAAGUGAUGCUGCUUCCAACUAUGUAUGGGGGGUUAGCCUCAUUUGUCUCUGUGACAAUGUGGCAGCCUCUUCCUAAUGUAAAUGCCAGUACAUAACUGGCUGAAAGGUUUGGCUGGUUUCUGCUCAUACAGUGGUAGCUUGGUUUUUGAACAUCUUGGAAGUCAAACGUUUCAGUUUCCAACACCAAAAACCCAAAAGUAAAUGCUUCUGUUUUCAAAUGUGCCUUGGAAGUCGAACGGCUUCUGCUGAGCUUUAUUUCAAUUUUCUCCAUUGACUUUGCAGCCAGCCCUUUGCACCUCGGUUUUUGAAUGUUUCAGAAGUCGAACAGUCUUCGGAAUGGAUUACGUUCGAAAACUGAGGUACCACUGUAGAGUCUGCCAUCACCUACACAGCAUCACAGGUUUUGAAGGAACCAAUGGGUAUCACCCAUACUGACCCCCCCCCCAAACUAUAACAAUAUAUAUAUACAUGUGGGGGUGGAAUUAGAAGGAAAUGAAGUCAGAAGGAAGUGAAAAGCAAAAAAGCCACAUAUGGUGAUCACUACACAAGAAAACAGUCAUCAAAAGCAUACAUAUUCUGACACAUAUAUUCUGGCAUUUGUAAACCAAUUUGAGAGCAACCAUUUCACCCUCUUUCCCAAUUAACAUAUGUAGCAUGAUAAAAAAAAAAAUCAAUUCACAAAUGAUAGGUGUAGGUAAGGGCAGUGCUUCUUUAAAAAGAAAAAAAAAGGUGCCAGAACUCACAAUGAAGUUGUUACAGUAAGUGCCACUCUUUAAACAUGGGGCGGGGGAGAUGUUGGUACUGUGUACCCUUGAAAAAGCACUGUAAAGGGUUUAAUCCACGUCCUUAUUUGCAACCCUCCAAUUCAGAAAGAAGUGAGAACCAUCACUGGUUCACCUAUCACAGUAAAUCCCCCCUCAGUUCAAGCAUUAUUUUUGCAAGAAUGGGAUUAUAAAGGCAGGUUUUACUGGAGUGUUUUUUGUGGUGCAGCACCUCAAACUUGAUAAACUGGAUGGGGUGCAAUUUCACCGUUCUACCUAAGCUUCCUUUCCUGACGUACUUACUUGGAAAUAAGUACUCUUGAAACAAAUCAAAUGUGCUUGUGUUAACAGCUGCUGUUGUCUUUGCUUUCACCUCUAUGUGGAACAAUAUCAUCUAGAUAAAUAUGAGUGUGAUUUGGCUGGGUGGUGAAUCUUUCCAUCACCAGCAAGUUUUUGAGAGUAGUAUUGGCAACCAUUUGGUCAUUUGGUUGGUUUUUUUUAUUUUGAGUUUAUGUGAUAUUUGUAUGCUGUUUUGCCAACAGCAACGUUGAGUGCAAAAUAAUAAAGCAUUAAAAUGAGCAAAUAACAUUUUCAUUAGUAUAAUCAGCAAUCACAAUAGCAUAUAAGUAAAAAUAAACAAUUCAGUAAGCAAUUAAUGGUUGUAUUGACACCAAUACCAACUCACAAAAUUCAAAAGAAUUAAUCAGAAGAUGUUGCUGAGCAGCAGCCCCCUUCCAGUUGAUAGAUAGAUAGAUAAACUUUAUUCGCAUUAGCCAACGGCCAUAGCAACAUAAAACAAGCAAUAUAUACAAAUAAAAUAUAUACAAAUAAAAAAAGACAGCAAUGGGUAAAAAGGGCAAUCAAGUCACCAAGAUUAUCGUUCAGAUAGUGGCCCUUAAUCUCAUUGCACCCUCGCCCCUCCCAGUUGGCAGCAUCCUCAAGAACAUAAAAGAGCCUGCUAGAUCCGGCCAUUGGCCCAUCUAGUCUAGCAUCCUGUUCUUACAGUGGCCAACCAGAUGCCUGUAGGAAACCAGCAAGCAGAACAUGAGUACAAGAGAACUCUCCCCUCCUGUAGUUUUCAGCAACUGGCAUUCAGAAGCAUUACUGACUCCAACUGUGGAGGCAGUACAUAGCCAUCGUGACUGGUAGCCAUUGAUAGCCUUGUCCUCCAUGAAUUUGUCUAAUCCUCUUUUAAAUCCAUCCAAGUUUAUGACCAUCACUGACUCCUGUGUGCACAGGUUCCAUAGUUUAACUAUGCACCAGGGAGGAACUUCUUCACUCUCAGUCCCAGGCAGAAAGUCUAACCACAGGCCUGGUGGAGCCCUAGAUGGAGCACAUACAAUCCCUUGCAAACAGAAGCACUACAUUAGGCUGUUCCAUAGUUUAAGCCAUAGUGGCAGCAGAGCUGCUCUCACAGCUCUGUCCGAUUCAUUUGAACCUUAUUGAUUAAAAUUGGGAGCGUGGGGAUCAAGAUUAAGGGCUUAGGGGUGAGAUCUUUUGACCUUGGUGAAUGUGGUCUGGUGUUAAAGUGGAACUGAUGUUAAAAAUGAAUAGUAGAUCAUGUUCAUCUACUAUCACAUACCCUUUCAUCCUUCCGCGGAUAUUUAUUAGCUCAUCAUUCACACAGUCAGGCAGGAACUGACUUCUUUCAAAACAUAAUUUCUAUUUAGUGGUGAGAAAUAGGACUGGACUGUAGUCGCUGCAUUUGGAAAUAGCCAAAGAUUAAUUCCUAUUUUGUUCAUUUGAGGAAACAUGGCAUCACGAUAAGGUCAACUUUAUUACCAUUCAGCUAGCAAAUGUCAACACUACUUCAUGUAAGUUUAUCUCGGGGGGAGGCAGUUUUUUGAGAAGUCAUGGGGGCUUUGGGGAUAAUCAUAAAUGGAGGGUUCAAGCUGGGUAAUCCUCAGUGAAUUACAACCCUUGGAUUUAACAGUAUUUUAAUUUCCAGAAGGGUAACAGUGUUUGUCUCUUGCAGCAAAAAUUAACUAGAAUCUUGUGGUGCCUUAUAGAUUAACAAGUGCAUUAGGACAUAAAUGCAUUAGGACAUCAUGGGCAUAAGCUUUCAGCCACAUUCAGCCUGAGCCUAUUAUAUGUAUAUAUGUGUGUGUAUAUUAUUUAUUAGCUAACCUUCACCCCAAAGUCCCAGGGCGGGUUACAACAUUAAAACACAAUAUUAAAAUCAGUUUAAAACAACUUACAAUCACAAAAUAAGGUGGUGCCUAAAAAGAUGCCUCUUGAGUGUCAAAUGCCCAGAAUAAAGGGUAAAUAUAGAAGAAUAUAUUCAGAAGCAAUUAAGCAAAGGAGAUCAGUUCAAACACUGUGAGGCAUGCAAAGAUUUCUUGAUUGUUGUUGUUUAGUUGUGUCCGACUCUUUGUGACCCCAUGGACCAGAGCACGCCAGGCACUCCUGUCUUCCACUGCCUCUCGCAGUUUGGUCAGACUCAUGUUUGUAGCUUCGAGAACACUGUCCAACCAUCUCGUCCUCUGUCGUCCCCUUCUCCUUGUGCCCUCAAUCUUUCCCAACAUAAGGGUCUUUUCUGGGGAGUCUUCUCUUCUCAUGAGGUGGCCAAAGUACUGGAGCCUCAGCUUCACGAUCUGUCCUUCUAGUGAGCACUCAGGGCUAAUUUCCUUAAGAAUGGAUGCGUUUGAUCUUCUUGCAGUCCAUGGGACUCUCAAGAGUCUCCUCCAGCACCAUAAUUCAAAAGCAUCAAUUCUUCGGCGAUCAGCCUUCUUUAUGGUCCAGCUCUCACUUCCAUACAUCACUACUGGGAAAACCAUGGCUUUAACUAUACGGACCUUUGUUGGCAGGAUUUCUUGAUUAGAUACCUACUAUUUAAGAGCGGAAAGGCUAGAUAUAUAAAAUAUAAUUUAGCAUCCUAAGCAGCACAGGACUUCUCAUUCAUGGAGAAUAAUUAAAAUCCCCAUUAUGUAUGGGAUUUCUAAAAGGUGCAUGAAAUGUUAGGAACUACCUCAGGAUGUUUUGCAUAUUGUGUAAAACACGUCUUUCUCUUCUCUUUCUUUUUUUUUACGUUACGUUAUGUUAAUGUUAAUUAUUGUGGUACAGGUUUGCAUGAACGCCACUAUGUACAUUCCCUUGUUAUAAUUGUUCCUUUUGUUUUAUAUGCAUUAUAAAAUGAAAUACAGUGGUACCUCGGGUUACUAUUUCUGGGUUAGCGGAGUCUUUAACCUGAAGCAUAUGUAACCCAAGGUACCACUGUAAUGAAAAGCUUUACAGAGAAUAGAAUAAAACAAAGUCUAUUCCCUGCACUAGAGGUGAUAUUUAUUUAUUUAUUUAUAAUUUUCAUUCAUGACAAAUAAACAUUUCAAACAGAAUCAUCUUUACAUAUCAUAUUUUGACUUCCCUCCCCCUCUUUCUGUGGUUCCUUAUAUUUAUUUUCCUGCAUAUCCCAAUAUAAAUCUAUGUUGUAUUUUAUUUCCAUCCAUUUCAUGUAUGUUUUCAGUGCUGCACAUUUUUACAUUAAUCCUGCUAAUGUCUUAAUUUGUUUAUGAUGAGUUUGUAAAUAUUCAAUAAAUGAUUUCCAUUCCCCCUUCAAGACUUCGUUAUCUUGAUUUCUUAUUCUUCCAGUAAGUUUCACCAUUUCUGAAUAUUCCGUUAGUUUCUGUAGCCAUUCUUCUUUUGAUGGGACAUCUUCCUCCUUCCAUCUUUGGGCAAAUACCAUUCUUACAGCAGUGGUUGCAUACAUAAAUAAAUAUUUAUAUUGUUUAGGUAACUCCAAUCCUAUAAUUCCUAAAAGAAAAGCUUCUGGUUUUUUUUAAAACAAAAGUUACCUUAAACAUCUUUUUCAUUUCAUUGUAUAUCAUUUCCGUCUUCCUCUUCUCUUUCAGUGACUGUGACCAGUUCCAUAGAAAAAGGUAUGUGGCUGUUUAUGCAUUUUCAGUUGAGGGGUGAAGGAAGCUUCAUGCAGCGUUAAGCCAUGUUGUUUAACACCAUCAUGUGUACUUUGGCCUUUAGCGUCCUUUGUCAUUUGCACAGGCCAAUUUCCCCACUAGGUAUAUCUUGCUUUCUUGUAGAACAGAUAAAUAUUUCCCUGUCAAUCACCUAACUUGAGGGAGAGUUCAUGCUUUUUCAUUUAUUCAUCUCCCUGAAGACUAGAGUGUCUUGGAAGCCAAGCAUUAAAACAAAGAGGAUGGGGGGAAUCAGUGCCCCUCUAUGUCUUCCUGAUUGCUCUUUUUCUCCUUUAGUGGCCUACCUCACCAUAUUCCAUGUGAUCUUCCUGUUCUUCAUAUGGACGUAUUGGAAGUCUAUAUUUACUCUUCCACAGCAACCAGACAAAAAGGUAAAAAAAAGCUGGGAUGCUCUGGAGCAGCAAAGGAAACAGUUGAAUCAAGAGUUAGUUCUGCUGCCUUAAGAAUGUCUAGCCAAACUCAGGCAACACCCCUGGCCAGAGCCACCUGCUGCCCCCACAGUAGCCUGAGAGCAAACAGAUCAACAGUGGGUGGGGGUGUGACAGUGGGGGGAGAGAGGGAGAGAGAUGCAGCAUGAUACAAAUUGUAAUCAUCCCAAUGUGAUUUGGUCAAAUGACUCUUUGUCAGGGGCUGUCUGUAGUAACUUAUGUUACUAUCACAUAACUAACUACAGUGGUACCUCUGGAUGCGAAAGGUAUCUGUUCCGGAGCCACAUUCGCAUCCAGAGCAGAAUGCGCAUGCGUGAGCGGCGAAACCCGGAAGUAACGCGUUCCGUUACUUCCGGGUCGCCGCGGAGCACAACCCGAAAAUGCUCAACCUGAAGCAACUUCAACCCGAGGUAUGACUGUAUAUUAUAGUAGCAUGCCUCCAUAAAGUUAGUUAUAGUUGUGUUAUUAUAACAAGUUGGUUGAAACCUGUGUGGAUUCCAUGGUGACCAUGUAAGUGUGCUAGAUACAGGGCAUACCCUUGGUUUAGUCUUCGUCCUUAGUGGAGAGAGGGGUGGCCAUAACCCUGUUGUCAGGGUUGACUACUUCCUGGCAAAGUUUAGACUUCUGACAACAGCCAAACCAUUAGUGGUUGGGCACGACUCUGGAUGGUCUGUCUCCAAAGACUAAUGGAGCCAGAUAGGUUCCUGGCUGUUCUGGGGGAUUUCCCUGUGGACAGAGCCAGUGACCCUGUCAAGGCCUUGGUCUGUCAAUACCAUCACUCCAGUGCUGCAAGGCCCGCACUGCAUCAUGGUUUACUGAGUUGUGGCAGAUGGCAGAAAACUUGCGCCAAAGAUGACCAAACGCUUACUUGUUCAUACAACUCUGCCUGAGAACUGGUGCUGAAAGCAGUGGAGAAGAACUACUUUGCUGCCGACAUCACCUUCUCAGUGAACUGUCCAGCAGUUAUUUCAGGUGGCCCCAAGGCUAACUGUACCAGAAGUGCUGAAUGACACCACACACACACACCACCCCCAAAGCACUUGGUAGCAUGCUGUGAGUGUGUUGCACUGCAUUUUGGGGAUAAAGUCACUCAACUCUGUAGCGCUUUAGAUGUAGCAAUUGUGCAAGCCCAGUCAAAGUGUUCAAUUCAGCACCUUCUCAUAUUUUAUGCAAUCUGUUUUGGGGCUUUGUCUCUUGUUUACCACUUAGAAAUGCAAGUGACUAAGUGGUAUAUAAAUGUCUUAAAUAAAUAAAAUCCUCUUCUUCUUCUUCCAGUUCCACAUGUCUUAUGCUGACAAGGAGCGCUAUGAGAACGAAGAGAGACCAGAGGGACAGAGGCAGAUCCUUGCUGAAAUGGCACGGAAAUUGCCCGUGUACACGAGAGCAGGGAAUGGAGGUCAGCUGCACAGACAGCCUUUGAAAUGUCCACCUCAUCACUCUAAGCGGCACACACCAGCAACCCGCCUCAUGAAACAUGUCCUUGCCCUUUUGACUUUAAGAACCUUAAUGUGGAGGGAAUCAUAUUAGUUUAAAAGGAUUUCCUUUUAACUUUCUCUGUCAGUCUUUGUAGUAGAGAGGAAAUCCCUUAAAGAUGUUCUUGAUUUGUAAGAAAGUGGCUCAAUGCUUUGUGACCAUAUGCUGCCUCAGUUUCCAGCUGCUGUAUACAUUCAGAGAUCUAACUGGAUUUCAGACCUGAAUUGUGCUCUUAAAACAUCAGUAGUCCAGUGGUAGAGUAUGCACUUCACUUCCUUCAGGAAGGUCCCAUGGUUUUGUGUGUGUGUGUGUGUGUGUGUAUAUAUAUAUAUAUAUAUAUAUUUAUUUAUUUAUAUCCCAACUUUUUGCUCCAAGGAGCACAAUGUGGCAUACACAUUUCUCCCCCUCUCUAUUUUAUCGUCACAUGUGAGGUAGGCUGAGACGUCGUUACUAGCCUAAGGUGCACCCGGUGAGCUUCAUGACCGAGUGGGGAUUCGAACCACCACUGGUCACAAGUAGACAAUGGAUCCAUAUUAUGAUCAUUUAAGAAGCAGCUUGAUUCCAUAGAUAGUCACCCCCAGAUGUUUUGGACUACAACUCCCAUCAACGCCAGCCAGUAUGGCCAUGCUGACUGGGGCCGAUGGGAGUUGUAUUCUAAAACUUCUGGAGGGCACCAGGUUGACAAGUGCUCCUGUUAAACUUGAAAAAAUUAAUUGGAUCCAGCACAGUGUGGGACAUCACGGCCAUAUACAUGGCUAAUUUUAGCCUUCUCACAUCAGAAUUUUAUACUUCUCUGUUCCUGGAAGCUAACAAGAACUGCCAGCUCAGAACUGGUUGCUUUUAAUAGUAGGACUUUGAUUUGCAGUAAGUGAAAAGAAGUCAUUCAUGAAGUCUAGUUCAACCAGGGGGUCUAAAGCCAAAUGUGGUUUACAUUUGUGAAACAUGCAAAGCCCCAUCACAAACAUAUUUUGUAUCUAAUGUUUGCUCUUUACUAAAGUGUUUAAAUCUUUCAAGCUACUGUUAAUGCCUUGAAUGUCUUCAUAUUCAUGCUUCCAAUUUCAUAGGACUGUUAAUAACAAAUAGCAUUUAUUUUAUGCAUUUCAAAGCAUCAAUCAAGCUUGUAAAAUCAGGCAGUAUUAAUCAGAGGAAAUGGUCUUGCUUAAAGCUGCCUAUUGAGAGUGAGAUUUGCUCACUCCCAUUAUGGCUAAUGAAGGCGUUAUGGGGUGUGCUUCUUUGCAGCGAUUCGAUUCUGUGAUAGAUGCCAGCUCAUCAAACCUGACCGCUGCCAUCACUGUUCGGUUUGUGCCAUGUAAGUUUACCAGAAUGAUUUACAUCACUAUAACUCCACUCGUGAAGAAGAAAGCUAGCUCUUGAUGCUUCAAGGAGAAAGAUAGGGCAGUCAUGGGCUUGUCUACAUUUGGGCAUCAUUUUACUUUUAAUCCACUUUCCUCCCAUUCGACCAGAGUAGUCCACACUCACACAUAUUUGAAUUUGUGUAUGAGGAAGAACUUCAGUCUUUUCUGUUGAUACCAGCAAGUGUUCCCUUUUGUGUUUGUCCCCACCUUCUAAUUUGUUGAGUCUAUUUUGCCAGUUAAGUACUGACAGAGCAUGCAUAUCCCUGCACCCACACCUGUUUGUUUUUGAAUGAAUGAGUGAAUCUUUAUUUGCAUCAGCCAUCGGCCAUAGCAAUAAAACAACAAUACGAUAUACAAAAAAUGAAAAUAAAAAGUCAUUUACAGUAUAUAAAAUAAAUCUUGAUCUUCCAAGAGAAAGGACACUGUGGCAGUGACUGGGUGGCCCAGAAUGGAUGAUGAAAGAGGGGUCAUAACCUCAUUCCUCAAGUCUUUAUGAAGAGUUUGUUUUUUGUUUAAACCCUGCCCCCCAGGAAGUGCACAAAACCACACACAGUCAGGCAGUUAUAAAUUCUCAGUAAACAGUUUUUAAUUUAAAAAUAUAACACGAAAAAACCAAAGAUAGUAUUAUUUCUGUUCUUUUGGUGUUUCCCUUCAUGGUGUCCUGAUCUUUUUUUUCCUUUUUACAGGUGUGUAUUAAAAAUGGAUCAUCAUUGCCCAUGGUGAGUGGCACCCCUUGAAUUCUAUCUUUCUCAUGUCCUCCAGAUGUUUUGGACUACAACUCUCUUCAGCCACAGUCAGCAUGGAUGCUGGGGCUAAUGGUUGUUGUAGUUCUAAACAUCUGUGAUGCACCAGGUCACAGGUGGCUACUGUAGAAAAGCCUUUGGCAAUAGCUGGGAUCCUUUGAGGACAGAUGUUCUAAUGACUAGCAAAGACGAAGUGUUACCUGUGUGUCUUAGUGCUUCAAAUGACCAACUGUUAUUAUCUGAAUACAUAAAUGCCAUAGACUCCUGUACCAAGUAUAGUGGGAUAUGACAGCCAGUGGGGAAAAGUACUUGAAAUUACUGUUCAGUGGAAAUUCAUGUCUCCUGUGCACCAGGAUAAAAGGUUUCCCAGUGUUAUUAACUAUGGGAAAUUGCUAACCCAGUUUUUUGUUUGUUUGUUUGUUUGUUUUAAUAGGAAAGCAGGAUCUUUUGGUUGAACACUCCCCAGUCUGGAGCACAUUUUAAACCAAAUUUGAAUUGAGUGUCUGUGGCACCCUGGGAAUGAAAAAAUCAAGUUGUGUUGUUUCUUAGGUCUUUCAGCCUUAAUAAAUAGAUGGCUUGUGUUUUCUGUGGAAUAUGAAAGUAAAUGAGACUGAGAUUAUGCCCAAGUGCUGAGAUGGAACUUACUUCCCCAGAAGGCAAUGAUGACCACCAACUUGGAUGGCUUUAAAAGAGGAUGAGACAAAUUCAUGGAGGAGGCUAUGCUCCGGCUCCACAGUUGAAGGCAGCAAUGUUUCCAAAAUACCAGUUGCUGGAAACCACAGGAGGGCUCUGGUCCUGCUUGUGGGUUUCCUUUGGGGCACCUGGUUGUCCACUAUGAGAAUGGGAUGCGGAACUAGAAGGGCCAUCGGCCUCACCCUGCAGACUCUUCUUAUGUUCCUUCUUAUAGCAGGUCAUGACAUUGAUGGCACUCUGCAGUUAUGCUCCAUCAAGGAAAUAAGAGUGCUUUUAACUGCUUUCACUUUGCUCCCAGCCCCAUUAUGCUUAACGUGGCUUUUUCCUCCCCUCCUUUUGCUCUCUAGGGUAAACAACUGCAUUGGAUUUUCUAACUACAAAUUCUUCCUGCUAUUUUUAGCAUAUUCUCUUUUGUACUGCUUGUACAUAGCUGCAACAGUCUUCAAGUAUUUCAUCAAGUAUUGGACAGUAAGUUUUUGAACCUGACUGCUUUCUAUGUAUUGGUUUUUUUAAGACACUCUGGGUUCUAAUAUUAAAGCAGUGACCAUGGCUCAGCUGGAAACACAUGUUUGUUUCCAUGCAAAAGGAUCAAUGUUCCAUCCUUAGCAUCUCCAGGUGGUAAAACCACUUUCUGAAAGCCCUGGAGAGAGCCUCUUCCUUUAGAGCAAACGACACUGUGUUCAGUGGUCUGACUCCAAUAUAUGAAGCCCAAAUCAAGUGGUCUUCUAAUUAGGCACAAGUAAGAUCUGCUAGCCGACAAAAGAUUUACUGGUCUUUUCACAUAAAGGGUGGCUUUUGGAUGUAAGUCAUAUCCUGGACCUGGUAAUUGUGUUUUUCUUUCUUAAAUUCUUUUUUACGUUCAUUGGAGAAUAACUGUGAAUAUUGCAAUAACAGGCUGUCUUCCUUAUCUUGAGUCAGACCACUGGUGCAUCUAGCUCAGCUCUAACUGGCAGCAGCUGAUGUGCGCUGUAUGUGUGUGUAGCGCUUUGUGGCCAUUUUUGGGUUGACUAUUUUUGUGGUGAUCAGGCUGAGGUUGUUGGGGCUGGUAGGGGUUCUGAUUGCUUUGAAUUUAGUGCCUGGUCAAUUUUAGUCUUGUUCUUUGCUGUUUGUUUCAUAAGAAGAAUAAGAAUGGUAUUAUCAUCAUCUCUCCAUGGCUCUUCCACAGCCGGAACUGCAAGAUUGGUAAGAAAGAUGUGCAAAUCUGCUCACUUUCCUUUGCUUUCCUUUGCAGGAGGAGCUGACCAAUGGGCGUGCCAAGUUCCAUAUUCUUUUCCUCCUUUUUGUGGCAAUCAUGUUUUUCGUUAGCCUUCUCUUCCUCUUUGGCUACCAUUGCUGGCUCGUCAGCCAAAACAGGUCUACGUUGGGUAAGCUAUUUAUUGCACCUGCUCUGCAGAGUUCUUUGGUUAGGAGCAGAGGGUGUUGGCAAACCUUGUUGUUGUUGCUAUUUUUAAACAAUAGCAAGUCAGAAACUGUUGCUGAACUACUACAGAUCAUCCAGAAAUCUAUCAGUAGAUCCCAGUCUAUCUUCUGUUCACCUCUUCAUUAGUGGACCUUUUUGACAGUGAAAACCCAGUCUUUAUUUUUUAUUUUAUUUUAUUUUAUUAAGUGUAAUCCUGCUCUUCAUGAUUUUUUUUAACUCAAGGCUACUGGAGUGGCUUGCAGAUCACUACAGAUGUGACAGAACCUGCCUCCAGGUUUUACUGUCUAAAAAUGCAUGACACAAAAGGAAAAUGACGUGAGGGGGAAGAGGAAAUAAGAAAACUUAUGUACAAGUUCUUAGGUACAAGUUAUUCUGCUGAGAAACUGUGGUGGAAUGGUUCAAGGGGUGGAUAAUCCCAAAGUUGCUUGUCUUUAUAAUCUGUCACUCAAGGGGACACACCUGGUGCCCUCAGGUGCAGGAAGGAUGCGUCUGAGUAUGCAGAAACCACUACUAUUUUUCAGUGGCCACUUUUCACUUCCAAAACGAUAGGCAUUCAGCUAUCAAGUUCAGUAUAGGAGAGUAUGGUAAUAAACAAAUCACAUUUUAUUUUUGUCUGCAGAGGCCUUUUCAGCUCCUGUGUUUCCUACUGGCCCUGAUAAAAAUGGAUUUAAUCUUGGCAUUAAAAAAAAUCUUCAACAAGUGUUUGGAGAGAAAAAAAGACUUUGGUUCCUCCCUGUGAUAUCCAGGUAAGCAGACAGGAAGCUGCUGUCAGCCUAAGAGUAGUAGAGCGCAAGAUCUCUACAGUAAACUACAGAACUAGACAGGAGAGGCUGUCAGACUUUCCUUUGGUGCAGGGGACAGCAGCAGCCUAGAUCAAGUCUGUGUUUUGUGAAUAGUUUUGUAGUUAAAAGUAGAAACAGAAUCUGCUUUCUCCUUCUCCUCCUCCCCUCUCUCCCUUCCUUCUUCUUCUGGAUGGAGCCCGGGUGCCUUUACCAAUUUGUUGCCUUUGUCUCCACAGUCAAGGCGAUGGACAUUUUUUCCCAACAAGAACUCUGAGUGAAGCAAGGAAUCCACUGCUAGCAAGUGAAGAGCAAUGGGAGGAAGAUGGGUUGGAUGAUGAUAACCUCGGUAAGGAUGGGAAAUGCAUCUGGAACUUACUGUUUUGGGAAGAGUCACUGUGUUGCAACUGUAAGGUCUUGUGGCACGUUAAAGACUGACACAAAUAUUGCAGCAGGAGUCUCUAUUUCAUAAGGUGCAAAAACUGGACCGUGAAAAGGAUGGAUGUAGAUAUCCAUGGAUAAAGUAGGGUAGGGUGGUAUGGUGGCCUCUGAUGCAAAGUGGGAUUUUGAAAAUGAGUAAGAUUUGCUUCAAACAGAAACCACUCAUCAUCAUUGUUAUUUAUCACUAUUGCUUUUUCAAUUUUUAUGCCACUUUUUUAACAUCAGUGAGCCCAAAGUGACCCACAGCACAAUAGUGGAAGUACAUAGUAAAAGUGCAUUCAUACAGUACAAAAAUCAAUAGCAUUUCAUUUCAAAACAUAAUAUGGCAAUACAAAUAAUUCAUUUCAAUUUCAGAUUGAAAAUCUGAACAUUAUACCAUUUUUAAUUAAUUAUAAAAUAGGCAAUACAGUUCAUUAAAGCAUGUAUCAAUUGAUUAGAUAUAAUAAGCUUUCCAAUGCAGUCAGGUAUCAACAAAUAAUAUAACUAGUAGCUGGUUUCUCAGACCUGCCAAGUGCAGGAAAUAGCAAUCAGACAUUCUAGAGUCUGCAACAGCAGCAGGUGACCACUCAUAAUACUCUGAUGCAGUUCUUAAAGGCUCCAUCAGCAACAGAGACAUGGGGUUGGAGGGUUGAUGUUCAGUCUCUAUUCCUGCACUCUAGAUGUUCCUGCUGCUUCUGAAUGAGGUUUGGUUACUAUGCCUAACCAUCCCAUUUAUUGCUCCUGGAAUCAAGAGCAACUAUGAGUCACACCCUCUGACUUCAUUGGCUGCAACAGCAGCUGAGAGGAACUAGCCAGGCAUAUGAAUUUAGAGCAGCCAAACAACAGGAGCCACUUCCAUGAGCUGCAGAGAAUCCCAGCUGACAAAGUGUCAGGGAGAGCUAAGCAGCUGAGCAAAUCUAACAGCAGGGCAACGAGGCCAGAGCACACUCCUUUGCCCCUCCUUUCUAUGACCUAAACAAACCCUGUGCUUCCAAUAAACAACUCUGUAAACUACAAAAUUUAUGCAGUGCGUAGUUAAACUAUGGCACCCACUAUAGGCACCAACUUGGGGGGGCCUAACAAAGGAUUAGACAAAUUUAUGGAGAUAAUGGCUGUAAGUGGCCACAAGCCAUGGUGGCAAUGCUCUGCAUCUGUAGACAGAGGCUGUGUGCUUCUGAGUACCAGUUGCUGGAAACCGCAGGAGUGGACAGAGUGCUUUUGCUCUCCAGUCCUGUGUGAGUGCUUUCCACAGGCAUCUGUUCAGCUACUGGACUAGAUGGGCCAUUGGCCUGAUCCAGCAGGCUCUUCUUACUUUAUGUUCUCCCCACAUCCUUAAAAGCAGCUGUCUGGGAAGAUUUGGGCAAUCUAAUUCUCACCACUGAGGGCCCAGAUUUCCUGUUUCUCCAUUUAAGCAGGAGAAGCAGUUGGAGAGAGCCAGGUGGUUUCUCUCUGUUUCCUGGUAAGCCUCCUUGCCCACUGUCAGACUUGCAUAGAGAACAGCAUUGUAUUGGUCUUGUGGGGAGGAGCCAUGCCUGGCCCUAUUUGACCCUGAUCCCUUUUCAUCCACAUGCCACCUUCUUAGGAAGCUUCCCCACUUAGAGCUGCUGCAGCUACUCUGGGACUUGCAUUGCUUUCAGACAGGCAGGCUAAGGAACAACUCAAAGACAGGCUCACAAGCUGAGGCUCUUGCCCUAUUCGCAGUAUCACUAGCCUUCUGCGCAAACUGAGAGGGCGCCCCAGAAUCCUUCAUCAUUUUGCAGAAAGUCUUGGAGUUCCCUUUGAAUUCACAGACAGGAUGUUCCCAUUCAGGGCAGCAAAGGCCUGCAGCAGACCUUGAGUGUCAAACCUUCAGAACCUUGCCAAAUAUUUUGCAUGUGCCUAACACAGUAAGUAAUAAGCUGCAGUCAAUUCUUCUGGUACCGGUUUAAUUUGUUACUACUGACUUUGUACAAAUCUGGUCACAUAGCUAGGGAAGGCCUGUGACUUUCUCCUUUGCUGCAGAUUGAACCAACGGACUCUCAGAUGAAGUGCACACAAGAAUAGAUAAAUAGGCUCACCCCAGCAAGGCUUCUCCUUUAGACAAAAACAGUUAAUCUAAAGAGUAUCUGAAUGCUCCCACCCUUGUUCCUCUACUAGCAUAUCCAGCAAAGCCAAUCAGUGGAGCUGCAGAACUGGUCAAGUUGUCUUCCCAAAUCUCAGUGUCCUGGAAGCACUUGAAAGGGAUUGUGGUAAAACUCCCCCCUCCCUUUCUGGCAAGGCACUCCUUCAACUCCAUGUUUGUCGGCUUUCACAUUGACAUUAUUCUGUGCUAGAAAAUGCUCUGAAGGAUGCUUCAUUGCAAAAUUUAAUAAUCUCAUCUUCUCUGAGACUCGCACUUCGAACUCCAGUGCUACUGGAGAAAUGUACUCUCCUAGGAUCUUGGAAGAAUUGUUGAAGUGGCUGCGUUCAGCAUUGUCUCUGAUGAGUGACUAAGAUUGUCAUUAGUGCACCUGGAUUGGGGCAACAUCUUCUCCUGAUGCUACACCACUUAGAUUGCAGGAAAGGGAACUCAUUACAUGCUGUGCAUGUGUGUAAGAGAGAGCGGGGGAUGGGGAGAGGAUGUUGCUAGAUUGUGGUGCAGUGCACACACGCCUAUUCAGUAGAAAGUCUCACUUAGUUCCAUGGGGCUUAGUCCCAUGGUGAGACGAUGUGAAAUUACAGCUUUAGUAACUUUAUUAUUAUUUAUUUAAAAGUGUUAUAGUCCACAUUUAUGAGUAAAGCUCACUCAAAGCAUAUUACACAGUGACAGUAACGGGGGGGAAAUCUGACAAUAAUGAAGUAGAAUAGAAUGCAAAACCUCCUAUAAAGCUCACAUCUUUAAUAAAACCAGCAAUUAUAAAUACACACCCAGUCCAAAUAUAAAAUUAUGCCCAAAGAUAAAAGUUGCUGUCAUGCUGCUGAUAAACAAUCCAUGAUUUGGCUUAACAUAAUGUCUUAACCUGGAUUUGUGGUUUGUUUUCCCCAAACUAACCAUGUGCAGUGAGCCAAUAACAAACUUUGGUUUCUCCUCCUCUGAACAUCCUUUAGUGCCACAUUUUCUUCCAUUUGGACAAUAACUUCUAGGCAGAAAAUCCAAUUGAUGUUUUCUCCCGAUUUAGCGCUAAACAGUGGGUUUCCCCGGGGAAAACGGUGGGACCAAGCAGAAGUGUGGAUGUGUCCAUGGUUUGUUUGGAGAGAAACCAACCAGGAGCCCAGGUUCAGAUGUAAUGCUAGGCCUAACCAAGAGUUUAUUCCAGGCAACAUACCAGCAGCAGGAGGAAGGGAGGGAGGGAGCAAAGUGCAAAGAAUUUCAGUAUACUACAGGUUCACUUUCAACCAAAGUUUAUUUUAAACUAUGGUUUAGAAUCAUAGAAUCAUAGAGUUGGAAGAGACCACAAGGGCCAUUGAGUCCAACCCCCUGCCAAGCAGGAAGCACCAUCAGAGCACUCCUGACAUAUGGUUGUCAAGCCUCUGCUUAAAGACCUCCAAAGAAGGAGACUCCACCACACUCCUUGGCAGAAAAUUCCACUGUCGAACAGCUCUUACUGUCAGGAAGUUCUUCCUAAUGUUUAGGUGGAAUCUUCUUUCUUGUAGUCUUGUAGUUUUAAUGUGAUGUUUGAACCAGGGCAAUGUCUGCCUUCUCCCACAUUUCAUUUUAAGUCUCUGCAGCUGAAUGCAGGCCCCAUCCAUGGUUCCUACAUCAGCCAUUUUCGUACAAUAUUGUGCCUUAUUGUGGAUUUUGUAGCUUCCCGACUUUGCUUUCAUAAUUGUGGUAGUCAUGGAAACCCAUUCUUGGGUAGAGUAGUGCCAAUAAACAAAGUGGUCUUAGAUUGGAAAUAAGGAGGGUAACCCCAGACUUGAAUGACAGCAUGCAAUUACUUUUCACCGUAGUGGUGUUUUGCAACAUUCACAUUUCUGACGCUGUGUUUAUUAAUGUUUUAUUUGGUGCAAAUGUUUUUGUUUUACCAACUAGAUUACAACCAAGGUUCUUCAAUUUCUGUGGAAAUGGAGACGUAA
This is a messenger RNA of Podarcis lilfordi (Lilford's wall lizard), 31325 nucleotides long. Lineage: Eukaryota; Metazoa; Chordata; Lepidosauria; Squamata; Lacertidae. The record is from the annotation of a GenBank genome assembly.